AAAAGUCGGUACCGAGAGGGGCUUAUGAUGCAAUGCCCAGCUGUAAAAAGAUGAAGCUGCAAUGAGAGGAACCGUGGAUGAGUGUUUCAUCCAGCCUGGGGUUUGCAACAGAAAUGAGGGACUGAAUCAGACUUGGGAGCAGUCGGUCUCUUGUCUGCGCUCUUGACUAACAAGACCGAUUUGAAUAGGAGGCCUCUGCUGGAAGAGGGUUCAGGUGUGGAAGCCCAUUGUGAGCUCUGUAGCACGCUGUGUGUGUCUUUGUUUUGCAUAUUCCAACCGCGUGUCCCUUUGCUACAGAACAAAUUUGACCUUGGAAAGUUUCAGCUAUGGAGAAGUGGGACGGCAGUGCAGGCACCUCUGCUUUCCACAUGCCAGAAUGGAUGAUCCAGUUUGCUGACCAGAAGCAGGAAUUCAACAAGCGCCCAACGAAGAUUAGUCGCCGUUCGCUGUCCCGGUCCAUCUCUCAGUCCUCUACAGACAGCUACAGCUCAGCUGCCUCGUACACAGACAGCUCCGACGAUGAGACCUCCCCCCGGGACAAGCAGCAGAAGAACUCUAAAGGCAGCAGCGAUUUCUGUGUGAAAAACAUAAAGCAGGCAGAAUUUGGGCGCCGAGAGAUUGAAAUUGCUGAGCAAGAAAUGCCUGCACUUAUGGCUUUGCGGAAGCGAGCUCAGGGAGAGAAGCCAUUGGCUGGGGCCAAGAUCGUGGGCUGCACGCACAUUACAGCCCAGACUGCUGUACUGAUGGAGACUCUUGGUGCCUUGGGUGCUCAGUGCCGGUGGGCUGCUUGCAACAUCUAUUCAACUCUCAACGAAGUGGCUGCUGCCCUGGCUGAGAGUGGAUUCCCUGUCUUUGCCUGGAAGGGAGAAUCUGAAGAUGACUUCUGGUGGUGUAUCGAUCGCUGUGUCAACGUGGAGGGAUGGCAGCCUAAUAUGAUCUUGGAUGAUGGAGGGGACCUCACCCACUGGAUUUAUAAGAAAUACCCCAACAUGUUUAAGAAAAUCAAGGGGAUAGUAGAGGAGAGUGUGACUGGCGUCCACAGGUUGUACCAGUUGUCUAAAGCUGGAAAACUGUGUGUCCCAGCCAUGAAUGUCAACGACUCUGUCACCAAACAGAAGUUCGAUAACCUGUACUGCUGCAGAGAAUCCAUCCUGGAUGGCCUUAAAAGGACGACAGACAUGAUGUUUGGAGGAAAACAAGUGGUGGUGUGCGGCUACGGAGAGGUCGGAAAGGGCUGCUGCGCGGCUUUGAAGGCCAUGGGCUCCAUAGUGUACGUGACCGAGAUCGAUCCAAUCUGUGCCCUGCAGGCCUGCAUGGAUGGGUUCCGGCUCGUCAAGCUCAACGAGGUCAUCAGACAAGUCGACAUUGUCAUCACCUGUACAGCACCACAACCUUCUGUGUUGAAAGGCAACAAGAACGUGGUGACAAGAGAACACCUCGACCGGAUGAAGAACAGCUGCAUUGUGUGUAACAUGGGGCACUCCAACACCGAAAUAGAUGUGGCCAGCCUGCGGACCCCUGAGCUGACUUGGGAGAGGGUGAGAUCUCAAGUAGACCACGUCAUCUGGCCAGACGGAAAGAGGAUAGUGCUGCUGGCAGAGGGCCGUCUGCUGAACCUCAGCUGCUCCACCGUCCCCACCUUUGUGCUGUCCAUCACUGCAACCACUCAGGCUCUGGCACUGAUAGAGCUGUACAACGCCCCGGAAGGGCGCUACAAGCAGGAUGUCUACCUGCUGCCGAAGAAGAUGGAUGAGUAUGUGGCGAGUCUGCACCUCCCAACGUUCGAUGCGCACCUGACCGAGCUGACGGACGAGCAAGCCAAAUACCUGGGACUGAAUAAGAACGGGCCUUUCAAACCAAACUACUACAGGUAUUAAGUUUCCGCAGCCAGAAGAAGCGCAAGGAAGAACUCACGUCUUUUCCCAACUACUGUACAGGACGAAACAGUACAAGCUUCCCAAGUCAGAGCUGGACUUGCUCACAUAGUAGACAGUGUGUUAGGUUAUUUAUUUAUUAAACUAGAAUACUGUA
Molecule: messenger RNA, 2031 nt
Organism: Gavialis gangeticus (Gharial)
Lineage: Eukaryota; Metazoa; Chordata; Crocodylia; Gavialidae
Gene: AHCYL2
Product: adenosylhomocysteinase like 2
Exons: 17
Coding region: 327-1877 (516 amino acids)
Biological process (GO): L-methionine cycle
Cellular component (GO): cytosol
Source: RefSeq, a predicted model, not a curated record